This is a messenger RNA of Tribolium madens (black flour beetle), 1089 nucleotides long. RefSeq lists its product as uncharacterized. The record is from RefSeq and is a predicted model, not a curated record. Lineage: Eukaryota; Metazoa; Arthropoda; Insecta; Coleoptera; Tenebrionidae. The coding region runs from base 1 to 1089 and encodes 362 amino acids. The transcript has 2 exons. Gene Ontology annotation, biological process: sensory perception of taste. Gene Ontology annotation, cellular component: dendrite; axon; neuronal cell body.
AUGAGUACGAAACUGCUAACACUUUUGUUAAAUGGCGGCACAUAUUUAGCCAUAAUACCACCUCUAAAAAAGCAAAAUCUUUGCGUGUAUAAAUUUUACGUUUUUGCAAUGUCUGCGUUUAUAAUUACUGGUGUAAUAAUUACUUCAUAUAUCCAGAAUUUUUACUCCGAUUUUGUUCUCAUCAAGCAAGUUGUGUGGUUAGUCGAAGACACUUUCUUGAUCAGUCUGAAUCUGUACGUUGUAAAUAUUUUGGGUUUACGCAAACGUAAACAAUGGAAAGAUCUAAUAGAAUGUCUCAAAGCUACUGAAAACUUAAUUUUUGUCAAAUUAAAUAAGAGGAAAUUUCCUUACUACCUGGAAUUUAUUAUUGCAAACCUCGUUCAUUUCUCUCUUGCCACUUACGAAUAUAUUUUUUGGGCGCGAUCUGUUGGAAUACUUUUUUUGAAACAGCAUUUUAUCAGGUACUUACAAAUGUAUUUAAAUUUUUAUUGUAUAUUUUUAUUGUGUGUUGUUACAAAUAUGAUACUGGCUCGUUAUAAGGGACUCAAAGCAAUAAUAAUGACACAAUGCAAAUCUCAUACUCAUUUAAACAAUAACUCAGUUUUAAAUUUUACAAGCAAAAUUGAAAAAAACAUGUUUUUCUUGAAGAAAACUGUUGAUGUUUAUAAUACCAUGUUUGGUUGGACAUUAUUUUUAAUCAUCUCUUUGACAACCGUACAAAUUCUUAACUACAUCGACCACAUAAUUUAUUACACAGAAGACCAAUCAAGUCAGGUACAAGUCGUUCUUCUUUCUAUAGCAAUUGUCACAUGGAUUUUUUUGGGAGCACUUGUGCUAAUUUUACUCUGUAGUUUCGUGGAACAAGAAGCCGAAGAAAUUGUGAGAAUUUCCUACGAUAUAAGACUGAGAUUGGCUGGAAAUUUGAAUUUACAAUGUUAUAAAAUGCAAGAAUUUACAAAUUUCCUUAUUAAAAAUUUGCCAAAAUUCACUGCUGCAAAUUUUUUCUACAUCGAAAGAUCUACGAUUUUAAGCAUUUUAGGCACAGUUUCUACGUUUCUUAUUAUUCUCAUUCAGUUUCGAAAACAAUAA